This is a messenger RNA of Rangifer tarandus platyrhynchus (Svalbard reindeer), 2802 nucleotides long. The record is from the annotation of a GenBank genome assembly. NCBI's taxonomy places the organism in Eukaryota, Metazoa, Chordata, Mammalia, Artiodactyla, Cervidae.
AUGGCAGCUUUGCAUCUGUGUGCCCUGCCUCAGGCUGAAGUGACCUUCGAGGACGUGGCCGUGCUUCUUUCGCAGGAGGAGUGGGGCCUUCUGGGUCCUUCUCAGAAGGGCCUCUACAGGGAAGUGAUGCUGGAGACUUACAGGAACCUGCUAUCGCUAGGAGCUGGACUUGCAGAUCCCAAGCCGGAGGUGAUUGUACAGUUGGAGCGAGGGGAUGAGCUGUGGGUGCUGGACAUGCAUGGGGCAGAGCAACCAAGCGUGGAUGGCUCAGCUCAUGGGACCAGGACUGAGAACCAGGAGGUGACUUCAGGCGAAAUGCUGUUUGGGAGAGAACUGGACGCACUCAGGCGGAGUGUUCUCCAGGGACCUGAGCCAGGAGAAGCCCAUGAGCGUGUCGGGGAGCAAGAGGGGCACCUGGACAGGCCUGAGGAGCAGAGAGGCCCCAGGCUAGUCACACUGGCCAAUGAGGAAUUUGUUAAAGAAGAUCAGAAAAUUCCUGUUGGGAAAACAUUGCAUUAUUGUGGUUGUUGUGGGAAGGCCUUCAGGUACAGCGCUAACCUUAUCAAGCACCAGCGACUACACAGUGAAGAGAAGCCCUACAAGUGUGAAGAGUGCGGAAAGGCCUUCCACCAGAGCUGUGAGCUCAUCAGUCACCGGAGGAUGCACUCUGGAGAGAUCCCCUACCGUUGCAAUGAGUGCGGGAAGACAUUCAACCAGAGGCCCAACCUCAUGAAGCACCAGAGGAUCCACACCGGGGAGAAGCCCUACAAGUGCGGCGACGAUGGCUCAAUUCUCAUCAGGCACCGUCGCACCCAUACUGGAGAGAAGCCCUAUGAGUGCAAAGAGUGUGGCAAAGGCUUUACCCAGAGCUCCAAUCUGAUCCAGCAUCAGAGAAUUCACACUGGGGAAAAACCCUAUAAAUGUAAUGAGUGUGAGAAAGCCUUCAUCCAAAAAACCAAACUUGUUGAACAUCAGAGAAGCCACACUGGAGAGAAACCCUAUGAGUGUAAUGACUGUGGCAAAGUCUUCAGCCAGAGCACCCACCUCAUCCAGCACCAGAGGAUCCACACGGGAGAGAAGCCCUAUAAGUGCAGUGAUUGUGGGAAGGCUUUCCACAACAGUUCCAGACUCAUUCACCAUCAGAGAAUCCACACUGGAGAGAAGCCCUACAAAUGCACUGAAUGUGGGAGGUCCUUCCAACAAAGCUGUCACCUCACUCAACAUCAGAGAACCUUACAUAAGUCCCAUGUGAGCGAGAAGCCCUACGAAUGCAGUGAGUGCGGGAAGACCUUCAGGCGCAGCUCCAACCUCACCCAGCACCAGAGAAUCCACUCUGGCGAGAAGCCGUACGUGUGUCAUGCCUGUGGGAAGGCCUUCAGGCGCAGCUCCAACCUUGUCAAGCACCAGAGGGUCCACACAGGGGAGAAGCCCUUUGAGUGUCCUGAGUGUGGCAGGGCCUUCAGCCAAAGCUCACACGUGAGGAAGCACCAGAGGGUCCAUACCGGGGAGAGGCCUUACUCAUGUAGUGAGUGUGGCAAGCCCUUCAGCCGGAGCUCGAGCCUCAUCCAGCACCGGAGGAUCCACACCGGGGAGAAGCCUCAUCCCUACGAGUGCCGCGAGUGUGGAAAGACCUUUGGCCGCAGCUCCAACCUCAUCCUGCACCAGCGGGUCCACACGGGAGAGAAGCCCUAUGAAUGCACUGAGUGCGGGAAAACCUUCAGCCAGAGCUCAACUCUCAUUCAGCAUCAGAGGAUCCACAACGGGUUGAAACCUCACGAGUGUAACCAGUGUGGCAAAGCCUUCAACCGGAGCUCCAACCUCAUCCACCACCAGAAGGUCCACACUGGAGAGAAGCCCUACACCUGCGUCGCAUGUGGGAAGGGCUUCAGCCAGAGCUCGCACCUCAUUCAGCACCAGAUCAUCCACACGGGCGAGAGGCCCUAUCAGUGUGGUGAGUGUGGGAAGUCCUUCAGCCAGCGCUCCGUUCUCAUCCAGCACCAGCGGAUCCACACUGGGCGCCCGGGUGUUCCUGGUGGGGAGAGGCCCUACCGGUGCGUGGAGUGUGGGAAGUGCUUUGGGCGGAGCUCCCACCUGCUGCAGCACCAGAGGACGCACACUGGGGAGAGGCCCUAUGUGUGCGGUGUGUGUGGCAAGGCCUUCAGCCAGAGCUCAGUGCUCAGCAAGCACAAGAGGAUCCACACGGGCGAAAAGCCCUAUGCGUGCCAUGAAUGUGGAAAGGCCUUUCGAGUGAGUUCGGAUCUCGCUCAGCAUCACAAGAUACACACAGGGGAGAAACCACACGAGUGUCUCGAAUGCCGCAAGGCCUUCACGCAGCUCUCGCACCUCCUGCAGCACCAGCGCAUCCACACUGGCGAGCGACCAUACGUGUGCGGUGUGUGUGGCAAGGCCUUCAACCACAGCACCGUGCUGCGCAGCCACCGGCGGGUGCACACGGGGGAGAAGCCACACGAGUGUGCAGAGUGUGGUCGCGCCUUCAGCGUGAAGAGGACCCUGCUCCAGCACCAGCGGCGGGUCCACACCGGCGAGCGGCCCUUCCGCUGUGCACAGUGUGGCAAGGCCUUUAGCUUGAAGGCCACGCUGAUUGUGCACCUGAGGACCCACACGGGCGAGAGGCCUUACGAGUGCAGCCGUUGCGGCAAGGCCUUCAGCCAGUACUCAGUGCUCGUGCAGCACCAGCGCAUCCACACAGGCGAGAGGCCUUACGAGUGUGGGGAGUGCGGCCGCGCCUUCAACCAGCACGGCCACCUCAUCCAGCACCAGAAGGUGCACAGGAAGCUGUGA